Messenger RNA from Mucor velutinosus, 1038 nucleotides. RefSeq lists its product as uncharacterized. The transcript has 3 exons. The coding region runs from base 1 to 1038 and encodes 345 amino acids. The record is from RefSeq and is a predicted model, not a curated record. Gene Ontology annotation, molecular function: protein binding. Lineage: Eukaryota; Fungi; Mucoromycota; Mucoromycetes; Mucorales; Mucoraceae.
AUGGAACCAAAGCCUAUUGAAUUCAAAGAUCACAUAUUCGACUUUUCAUUUCAUCCCGUGGAAAACAUCAUUGUAGCAGGCUUAAUCAAUGGACAGGUGCAAUGCUGGAACUAUGCAACAGACACCGAAAACACACUGAAUUGGACGACACAAGUGUCUAAAAAGUCGUGUCGAGGCGUUGAAUUUACACCCGAUGGAGCGCAUCUACUGUCGAUAUCCCGAGAUAAAUCAAUUCAAGCACUCGAUGUAACAACCGGAAGACGAUUGUACAAGAUACCCAAAGCACACAAGUACGCAAUCAAUAAAAUCUGUAAAUUAGAUACCCAUUUAACGGCAACAGGCGAUGAUGAGGGGAUCAUAAAGAUCUGGGACAUGAGAACCUGCAAAGCGACACAAGAGUACAAGGUGCACGAUGAUUUUAUUGCAGAUAUGGAGUAUUGUUCAGGCAGAUCAUCAUUGUUAUCAACGGGUGGUGAUGGGUUACUGUCUAUUUGCGACACACGAAAACCAACGGAUAAAAUUAAGCUAUCUCAUCUUGUCGAUGAUGAAUUAUUAUCCAUGGCGGUCAUCGAGGAUGGAAGCAAGGUCAUUGCAGGCUCGCAGAGUGGGGCGUUGUAUACCUGGGAUUGGAAUCAAUGGGAUACCAGUAGGAAAUGGUUGGGCCACCCCAACUCAAUUGAUGCUCUAUGCAAACUGGAUGAGCAAGUCGUGUGCACCGGUGGUAGCGAUGGUCUGCUGAGGAUGAUCUCUGUCCAACCUUACAAAUUUGAAGGCAUUUUGGGCGAUCAUGGCGAGGACUUUCCCAUAGAGUCCAUAGAGAUGGAUCACCGCCAAACGUAUCUGGCUAGCUGUGGCCAUGAUUUGCAACUUAAAUUCUGGAAUGUGCAGUUUCUGUUUGAGCAAGAAGACUGCGAAGAUACUCUGAAACGCAAAAUCAUUCAAAUCGAUGAUGAUGAUGAUGAUGGUGAUGGUGAUGGUGACCAAGAGGGCCAUGAUACAAAACGGCCACGUGGAUCCUUCUUUGACCAACUAACAUGA